This is a messenger RNA of Brugia pahangi, 381 nucleotides long. The record is from the annotation of a GenBank genome assembly. NCBI's taxonomy places the organism in Eukaryota, Metazoa, Nematoda, Chromadorea, Rhabditida, Onchocercidae.
AUGAAUUCGAGAACUAGCAUUCCAAAGAAAUUAACUAUUACAAAUGACAAGUUUAUAACGUCACGCAGCAGAAGAGGGACGAAUAUGCAUAUAAAAGAAAUUGUCAAAUACGAGACAAAACAGUUGAACAUUGCCACAGAACAUAUCAAUCCCAUUUCCAUCCUCCGUGACCAAACGAAUGAUGACCAUCGUGAUGUGGGUGAUGGUGGAAAUGUUGCUGAUGCCACGGGAAGUGUCCAUGAUGGUGAUGGUGAUGAUACUGAUGCCAGGGUUCAUCCCAGUCAUCGUCCCACCAGCCAGAUGCUGUCACCGAUACUGUCAACAGAGCUAGCAAUAAUAUUGUGGCAAAUCGCAGUGAUACCAUCACUGCAAUACAGAUAA